AUGGCAGUUAUAAAAGUGACUUAUAACCAAAUCUCUCGUCGUUUUGAUAUUUCUUCAAAUACCACUUGGGUUACCUUAGAAUCUCAACUUCGUUCUCUUUUUAAACUUCCUACUAAUUCUUCUAUUUCUCUCUCUUAUACUGAUGAAGACGGCGAUGCUAUUACAUUAUCUAGUGAUUUAGAACUUUUCGAAGUUUUAUCGUCAGUUCAUGAUAGUAGUAGUAAUAAUAGUAAUGGAUCCGUAUUGAAAUUCGUUUUAGAUGUUCAUGAAUAUAAUAGAGAAAUUUCUCGAGAAAGUGAUAAUACAUAUUUCAUUAACGAUAUUCCUGAACGGAAAGAAAAAAAUGCGGGAUUUACUACCCAUCAUAAUAGAGAGCGAGAAGAAUAUGAAGAAUAUAAGCCAUUAAAUAAAAAUAAUCUUCACGUAACUAUUACUGAAGAAGCUGAAGAACCCACUUUUGAACCUAAUAUUUUUUCAAACGAUUUCGUGAAAACCCUCGGUUCUUCGUCCAAAUCAAACCGUGAAGAAAAUGAUAAACAAGAAGAUAAAAAUAAAGAUGAAAAAUCCUCAUCACAAGAAUCACCUUAUAAUCGACGUCAUUUAUUUAUUGAUUCUCGACUUCCGCUUUUUGUUCAUCCAUUAUUAUCUAAUCGUUCUCGAUUCUCACCUUUUGGACAUCAUUAUCAACCAUCUUAUUCACAUACUUCACAUCCUUCAUUUAGUGAUUGUGAAAUAUUAUGUCCUCGUUUCUCUUCCAAUCCAAGAUUUAAUUCAAAUAAUAACUGUUGCAAUAAUAGCAGCAAUAAUCAUUGUAUAAUUGUUUUAGGAUUUAAAAGGAUCGUUAAAGUUAUACUUUCAAUCUUACUUUUUAUCACUCUUAUGAAAUUAUUUUUCGCUGCUUUCUGUCCAUUAUUAAUUCUCUUUUUAUUAGGGAAAUUAUGGACUAGAGUAAGUUCUAAUAACCUAAGACCUUAUCCUGAAUCUUUUGGAUUUGGUAGAUGUCAUAGUAUUAGUAUUCAUUGUAAAAACGAGGAAGGAGAGGAAAAAGAGGAUGAAGAGGAUGAAAAUGAAUUAAGAUAUUUUAGUAGAAGGAGAUUUGGUGGACCACCAAGAUGUCAUAGAAGUCAAUUUUCUGAGGAAUUUAAACGAAGAGAAUGUCAACAACAACAACAUGAAAUCAAUAAAAAGUUAGAAACUUUAAAAUCAAUGGGUUUCAAUUUAAAUGAUGAAAUUUUGAAGGAAUUAGUUAAGAGAUCUAAUGGAAAUUUAGAAAGAGUUGUUGAGAGAUUAUUGGCAUCUCAGUAA
Diversispora eburnea is the source of this 1305-nucleotide messenger RNA. Lineage: Eukaryota; Fungi; Glomeromycota; Glomeromycetes; Diversisporales; Diversisporaceae. The record is from the annotation of a GenBank genome assembly.